Messenger RNA from Impatiens glandulifera, 1867 nucleotides. RefSeq names its product RING-H2 finger protein ATL43-like. Bases 425 to 1774 code for a protein of 449 amino acids. The transcript has a single exon. NCBI's taxonomy places the organism in Eukaryota, Viridiplantae, Streptophyta, Magnoliopsida, Ericales, Balsaminaceae. The record is from RefSeq and is a predicted model, not a curated record.
UUUGUAAUUAAAUAAAUAUUUCGUUUGGCUAGCUAGUGCAAUAUCCAAUGCUUCUUUUUGGCUUCUGCAACAUCCAUAUCCUCUCAAGACUCUCUCUCUCUCUCUCUCUCUCUCACAAGAGAAGAGAGAAGAAGAAGUCUGGUUUUGGUUUUGGUUUUGAACAGAGGCAGAGGCAAAGGCAAGGAAAGAGAGAUGAAAUAACUCAGAACUCUCAAGUCUCAAGUUCGUUAGAAACCAUUUGUCCUUUACCACCUUGUUUCUUUCUUCUUCCUGGCCCUCCUUCAAGAAUCUCCAAGACCAAUUACAUUCCCCACCGCCCCCCCCUUCAAUCAUCCUUUCAUUCUUCAUUCUACUCUCUCUUCUAUCUAUCUAUCAAAUUAUUCAUUUGCUUUCUCUCAUCUUCUUCUUCUACCCUAGAUUCCUAAUGUCUACACCUACCAGAAACCACAUACCUCUUCUUUUUACACAAUUACCAUCCACAUCCACUCCUACCAUAAAUCCGCCUCUCCCCACCCCAAUCUAUCCUCCGCCGCCGCCACCUCCCCCGCCGCACAUCGCCUCCUUCAAACCAUCCGUCGCCGUCAUCGUCGCAGCUCUCACCACAAUGUUCUCCCUCACAUUUCUCCUCCUCCUCUACGCCAAGCACUGCAAGAGACAAAACGGAAACACCUAUUCCCGUAACCACCGCCCCGCCGCUUCUUCUUCUUCUAGUAGGUUUCCCCCAUUAACCAAUAGGAGAAACUCCGGCGUCGACCGGACCGUUAUCGAUUUACUUCCAGUUUUCCGCUUCGGUGCUCUCCAAGGUCAGAAAGACGGCCUUGAAUGUGCCGUCUGUUUGAAUCGCUUCGAACCUCAAGAAGUCCUCCGACUUUUACCCAAAUGCAAACACGCAUUUCACGUCGAGUGCGUCGACACCUGGCUCGACGCCCACUCUACUUGCCCUCUUUGCCGUUAUCGCGUCGAUCCCGAGGAUAUUCUACUCGUCGGCGACGCCAUAGCCGGAGUUUUAGGCAGACGCGAACCUACACUUCCAACUCCACCGCCGCCGCCGGCCGUCGACUCGAUCCAACAACAAAGGGUGGAGAGUUCGCGGCGGAUAUCUGGAAGACACUCGUCGGCGGGAGAGAGAGUCACCGGACUGUUGAAGAUAUUCCUGCCCAGACGACCCAGUCAGGAUUCAUCGUCCUUAAAUCGCGGCGGCGAGCGUCAACGGAGAUCGCUGGACAGUUGGAGAAAGAAGAGCAAGAAAUUACCGGAGACCACUGAGACCGUGACUGUAGGGUGCUUCGAGAGACAGCAAAGGAAAGACGGGCUUCUUCUGACGACAGGACGGAGUGUUGAAUCGGAGUAUGAUCGGAGACGGUUAGAGCACCGGAUUAUAAUCGGCGGCGGCGGCGGUAAGAAGGAAUCGGAUGUGGGUUUGGGUUUGGGUUUACCUGAGAGAUGGAGUGAAGUGCAGGGGUCGGAUCUGGUGUUGUUGAGAACAGAGAUGAUAAUGAACGAGAGCCGUCGAUGGUCUUCUUCCUCGGGAUCUAGGUCGUCGGUGGUGCAGAACUGGAAGUGGAACAGAAAGGGCAGGCGGGAGAUUGGAAUUGAAGAGGAUGGCAGAAAUGUAAUUAAAGGAAGAAGUGUGUCGGAAAUAACAGGGAUUAGCAGAGACAUAAUAAAUAAUCAUAAUAAUAAUAAUAAUAAUACAUGUGAGGUUUUAUCUCCAACUCCUCCGGUUGGACCGGUGUCUAGGUUGCUGGGUUGGAUGUCCCAUUCACAAUCUUAGACCUUGUUUGGUUUUAAUUCUCAGUCUGUAUCUAUCAAUUAUCAUCACCAUCACUUUGGAUUAUAAAUCAGAUUAAACAAACAAGGCCUUCAA